AUACAGCUCUGUUUUGGUCUUUAGGAGUUUUUAUGCAGAUAUUUCCUAGGGUUUCGAUAGAAUUGCUUGUGCUGUGAGUGCUAUGCCGCCGGCGGUCCUCCGCCGCUACUCCACCGGAAGCGAUGGCGUGGUCAGGCAAGUCCUAGCGGUGAUAAUCGAAAACAAAUCAUUCAGCGCCAGCACUGUUGCUUCCAAUCAAAUCAUCUGGACUUCGGAAACUGUCGUUCAAAUCCUAAGAUCAAUACCUCUGUACCUCUUCCAAUCCCCGAGAUCAAUCGGCCGGCAGAAAUCCUUCCGCCAUCGCUCCCCGCUGAAGCAAAGGAAUCUCAAAGAAGAAGCAAUCAAGUAUCAAAAAGGUUCUCUGAUUCUCGGCCCUGCAGCUCACCGGGACCCCAAAUCCCUAAAUCUAGGGCUCGAAAAAGCCCUAGAAUUCUACUAUUGGGUUGCCAUCCAAUUCGGAUUCGAUCACGAUGAACAGACCUGCAAAGAGAUGGCCCUUGUUUUGGCCAAGGGAAAUCGAAUGAAUCUCCUAUGGGAUUUUCUGAAGAACAUGUCGAAAAGGAAUGAGAAACGCAACCUUAUCACCACAGCCACCAUGACCUCGUUGAUUCGAGCUUUGGGCGACGAAGGUUUGGUGAACGAAGCUUUGUCUGCAUUUUACAGGAUGAAGCAGUUCGGCUGCAAGCCCGACGUCUGUUCUUACAACAAUGUAAUCUACGCCCUUUGCCGAGUCGGACUUUUCAAGAAAGCCAAGUUCUUGUUCGAGCAGAUGCAGCUGCCGGGGUUCAGAUGCCCUCCCGACGUCUUCACCUACACCAUUCUGAUCAGUUCCCAUUGUCGCCACGCCAUGGAGACUGCCUCCCGGAAGGCCAUCCGGCACCGCCUGUGGGAGGCCAACCACACCUUCCGGCUAAUGCUUUUCAACGGAUUCGCCCCGGAUGUCGUCACUUACAACGCUUUGAUCAAUUGCUGCUGCAAGACUAACCGGAUCGAGCGAGCUUUGGAGCUGUUCAAUGAUAUGACGAAAAGAGGGGAAUCGUGCGCCCCGAAUAGGAUUACCUACAAUUCGUUCAUCAGGUAUUACAGCGCCGUGAAUGAGGUCGACCGCGCGAUUGAGAUGCUGCGGAGGAUGCAAGAAAGGCGUCACGGCGAUGCCGCCACGAGUUCUUUCACGCCGAUCAUUCACUCCCUGUGCGAGACGGGGAGGGUUGAGGAGGCCAUGGAUUUUCUGGCGGAGUUAGUCUCGGGAGGUUCGAUUCCGAGAGAGUAUACGUACAGGUUGGUUUGUAAUGGGUUGGAAUCUGCAGGGAAAAUAAAUUUGUUGGAAAGAGAUGUACGGAUGCGCAUCGAGGAUGGGAUCACCCAUCGUAUUAGAUGCGUGAUGAAAAUGAAGCCUACUGUGAGACGGGAAGGCGUUGUGUCGGGAACACACUCUGGAGAGAAGUUAGAGCGUCGAUGUUGAUAAAUAUAUAUAACAGUCAGUAGGGAUUAUAUGCAUGCUCAACUAAAAUGCCAAUCACUCAAUAUCAUAGUAUUUCAUUUAAUAUUGUGAUUACCUGAAUAAAUUAGUAAACUUUGUGUUAUAAAAGUUUAAUAAAUCAUAAUCGAUAAAAUGGAAUUCAGAUGAUCUUAUUCAAAUAUU
Andrographis paniculata is the source of this 1642-nucleotide messenger RNA. Its product is annotated as pentatricopeptide repeat-containing protein At1g77405. Gene Ontology annotation, molecular function: protein binding. The transcript is spliced from 2 exons. The record is from RefSeq and is a predicted model, not a curated record. NCBI's taxonomy places the organism in Eukaryota, Viridiplantae, Streptophyta, Magnoliopsida, Lamiales, Acanthaceae. Bases 83 to 1462 code for a protein of 459 amino acids.